This is a messenger RNA of Lytechinus pictus (painted urchin), 1128 nucleotides long. RefSeq names its product hyalin-like. The record is from RefSeq and is a predicted model, not a curated record. The transcript has 5 exons. The coding region runs from base 34 to 1128 and encodes 364 amino acids. Lineage: Eukaryota; Metazoa; Echinodermata; Echinoidea; Temnopleuroida; Toxopneustidae.
GAGAACCCGGUUAUAACUGGUUGCCCGCCAUCCAUGACUGUACCCACGGAGAAUGGAACAAUGUAUGCUACGGUGUCGUGGAAUGCACCAAACGCAACUGAUAAUUCAAAUAACGUUACACUGACUUUUAACGAGGAGCACACCUAUAGGAAUUCUGGCUUGUUUCCCAUCGGUCUCAUCCCUCUUUCUUACACAGCCAAAGACGCAUCAGGGAAUAGAGCAUCUUGCACAUUCACUGUAUCCGUUAUAGAUACUGAGAACCCAGUUAUUACUGGUUGCCCGCCAUCCAUGACUGUACCCACGGAGGAUGGAACGAUGUAUGCUACAGUGUCGUGGAAUGCUCCAAACGCAACUGAUAAUUCAAAUAACGUUACACUGACUUUUAACGAGGAGCACACCUAUAGGAAUUCUGGCUUGUUUCCCAUCGGUCUCAUCCCUCUUUCUUACACAGCCAAAGACGCAUCAGGGAAUAGAGCAUCUUGCACAUUCACUGUAUCCGUUAUAGAUACUGAGAACCCAGUUAUUACUGGUUGCCCGCCAUCCAUGACUGUACCCACGGAGACUGGAACGAUGUAUGCUACAGUGUCGUGGAAUGCUCCAAACGCAACUGAUAAUUCAAAUAACGUUACACUGACUUUUAACGAGGAGCACACCUAUAGGAAUUCUGGCUUGUUUCCCAUCGGUCUCAUCCCUCUUUCUUACACAGCCAAAGACGCAUCAGGGAAUAGAGCAUCUUGCACAUUCACUGUAUCCGUUAUAGAUACUGAGAAUCCGGUUAUAACUGGUUGCCCGCCAUCCAUGACUGUACCCACGGAGAAUGGAACAAUGUAUGCUACAGUGUCGUGGAAUGCUCCAAACGCAACUGAUAAUUCAAAUAACGUUACACUGACUUUUAACGAGGAGCACACCUAUAGGAAUUCUGGCUUGUUUCCCAUCGGUCUCAUCCCUCUUUCUUACACAGCCAAAGACGCAUCAGGGAAUAGAGCAUCUUGCACAUUCACUGUAUCCGUUAUAGAAUCUUGUUCUGACCCGUGUAUAAAUGGGGGGACCUGUGAGGAAGGCACUUGUACUUGCCUUGAAGGAUUCGCCGGCACUGCGUGUGAGGAAAAGAGUAAGUUGCUUUUUUAA